CCAUACCCUCGUCAAGCUCAUAGCCCACCGAUCUAUCUCUCUCGCGUCGCGCUCCCUUCUCGAGUCGUCGUGCACCCACCUCUCUCUCCCCGGACUCUCUGCGGCGGCGGCGGCGGCGGCUCCCCGGCCAUCACCAAGACACACCGGUUUGUGGUAUUUCUGGGUAACAACAGACAAAACUAUGAGGAGGUACAGCCCUCCGCGUCGUAGUCCCCCGAGGAGGGGAUAUGGUGGCAGAGGAAGAAGCCCCCCACCUAGGAGGGGGGGAUAUGGAGGACGGAAGGAACAGGGUUCUGGAAGUCUUUUGGUCCGCAACAUCCCAUUAAGUGUCAGAGUGGAGGAUCUUCGAGUUCCUUUUGAAAGGUUUGGUCCUGUCCGGGAUGUUUACAUUCCAAAGGACUAUUACAGUGGGGAGCCUCGAGGGUUUGCAUUUGUGGAGUUUGUUGACCCUUAUGAUGCCUCUGAGGCCCAGUAUCACAUGAAUCGCCAGGUAUGUUUCGGUCGGGAGAUAACCGUUGUUCUUGCUGCUGAGUCACGAAAAAGGCCAGAGGAAAUGCGCGGCAGAGAUAGAGUCAGGGGGUACUCUGGUCAUGAAGGGCGCCGCUCUUCUUAUUAUGGGCGGUCUCGUUCCCGUUCCCGCUCUCCUCGCUAUCGGGGCCGUCCUCGGUCAGGAUCAUACUCUCCUUGUCCAAGGCGGCGAGAUGACUACUCUGCUUCCCCGAGGAGAAAGGAGGCACAUCGCGCAUCUCCUCCCAGGCGUCAGCCAAAAGAGCAUGAUGAAGAUAAGAAACAGAGAUCCUAUUCUCCUGCCAGUAGAGAUGAUGCUGGCAAUGGUUAUGAGAAGAGGUCGCCCCCACGUGGCAGUGAUGGGUCCCCUCGACACCGGAGGUCUCCUAGGGAGCACUCAGGAUCACCCCCAGGAUCCCGCUCCAGGUCCGCUGACGGGUCUCCUGCCUGCAGCGACUGACCGAUGGAUGCUAUGCACAUGGCUGCAUCUCUAGAGCAUCCAGGUAGGCCAUGUCCGCCUUGUACCAUCUUUGCUGGACCGAACUUACUAAACUUAACCCUUUGGACUGUUGUAUUGCUAGUUUCUAUCGUGCUUUGUAAUGUGUACUUCUACUGUCGCCGUGGUCGGUAUACCUGUCUGCAGCAGUCAUGCUAUGGAUGCUAUUGCUUCGGUGUUGGACGCUUGUAGUCCUGUUGUGAAACCUUGAACUUGUAGCAUAUGUUUGUGUAUCGGGCCUCGGCCCAUUUCAUGCGUGAGCGCCUGAAAGCUUGGGGACCCGUCCCCAUAUGUUCCGGUUUGGAAAA
This is a messenger RNA of Phragmites australis (common reed), 1311 nucleotides long. Its product is annotated as serine/arginine-rich SC35-like splicing factor SCL30. The transcript is spliced from 8 exons. Gene Ontology annotation, cellular component: nuclear speck; cytoplasm. The record is from RefSeq and is a predicted model, not a curated record. Gene Ontology annotation, biological process: mRNA splicing, via spliceosome. Lineage: Eukaryota; Viridiplantae; Streptophyta; Magnoliopsida; Poales; Poaceae. Gene Ontology annotation, molecular function: RNA binding. Bases 182 to 967 code for a protein of 261 amino acids.